Molecule: messenger RNA, 1171 nt
Organism: Camarhynchus parvulus
Lineage: Eukaryota; Metazoa; Chordata; Aves; Passeriformes; Thraupidae
Gene: MARCHF11
Product: membrane associated ring-CH-type finger 11
Exons: 4
Coding region: 1-942 (313 amino acids)
Biological process (GO): protein ubiquitination
Molecular function (GO): ubiquitin-protein transferase activity; zinc ion binding
Source: RefSeq, a predicted model, not a curated record
AUGAGCUGCGCCUCCGGGAGCGUCGUGCUCCCUGCCGGAGAGCCGCCGCGAGCCGCCGCCGCCCCGCUGGAGCUGCCGGCCGGGGCGGGGGAGGCGAGCGGGGACACCCCCGAGGAGGGCGAGGGCCGGAGUGGCGGCUCGGAGAGCGGGGCCGCCGGCGGCGACAAGUCGGAGACGCGCUCGGUGUGCAGCAGCAGCGAGAGCGGCAGCGGCGGCCACGGCGGCGGGGCCGGCCCCAUCUGCAAGAUCUGCUUCCAGGGCCCCGAGCAGGGUGAAUUGUUAAACCCUUGCCGCUGCGAUGGCUCAGUACGAUACACGCAUCAGCUUUGCCUCUUAAAGUGGAUAAGUGAAAGAGGGUCAUGGACCUGUGAACUCUGCUGUUACAGAUACCAUGUUAUAGCCAUUAAAAUGAAAAAGCCUUGUCAGUGGCAAAGCAUUACUAUAACACUGGUUGAGAAAGUGCAGAUGGUUGCUGUAAUCCUAGGAUCUCUGUUCUUAGUAGCAAGUGUGACUUGGCUUCUAUGGUCAGCCUUCAGCCCUUAUGCAGUAUGGCAAAGAAAGGACAUCCUUUUUCAAAUCUGCUAUGGAAUGUAUGGUUUUAUGGAUCUAGUAUGCAUAGGACUGAUAGUCCACGAAGGUGCAUCUGUUUACCGAGUGUUUAAGCGCUGGAGAGCUGUGAAUCUACACUGGGAUGUGUUAAAUUAUGAUAAAGCCACGGACAUAGAAGAGAGCAAUCGAGGAGAAUCCUCAGCAGGAAGGACAUUGUGGCUGCCACUGACUGCAUUUAGAAACAGAAGUUUAGUUCAUCCAACACAGUUAACCUCACCGAGAUUUCAGUGUGGCUAUGUGUUGUUACAGCUGUUCAACCGCAUGAGACCUCAGGAGGAUUCAUCAGAGGAUAACUGCUCUGGGGAAGUAGUGAUGAGAGUGACCUCAGUGUAAAGAUUGUGCUCACUGCGCUACACAGAUAAAGAUAAUGUGCCCUGGUGUUACAGGACUGCGGAAUGUAGUUAUGAUGAAUGGUGAAACCAUUAACACUUGAAAAAAUAUAUACACUUCUUUUUUUUAAAUUUAAUGUUUUUAUAUGAUCAGAUAAAACACAGAUACAUUUUUCUCGGGGAAAAAGUCUCUUGCUUUUUAUAUAGUCUGAUUUAUUGAAUCUUUUCUCAAU